This is a messenger RNA of Macrosiphum euphorbiae (potato aphid), 1152 nucleotides long. The record is from the annotation of a GenBank genome assembly. NCBI's taxonomy places the organism in Eukaryota, Metazoa, Arthropoda, Insecta, Hemiptera, Aphididae.
AUGUUUAGUCGUCAGAGGGAAAAUACUACUAAAAAAGAGAAAGCUGUAACAGUAAAAUCUGUGGAUUUUGAGUUACCAGGUACGAGAAAAAAGAGAGCUCUUAAAGAACAAAUUGAAACUUUUGUUGAAGGAAUGACUCCUUUAAAAAAGUCUAAAACCGAGCAAGAUACUUUAAAUAAAGGAAAACGUGAUGAAAUACAAAAACAUUCGCAAUCAAAAACCAAAGAAGUUGCAAUUACUAAAUCAGGAGUAUCAGCAUUAAUAUCAGUUUUAAACAAUUUGACAGAUAAAGAGGAGAAAGCAACUUCAAAUGAUUUAAUCCCAUCACCUGUUAACAUUGAAGUUGUGCCAUUUGAUAAAGACUCGCCAGUGGUUGUUGGAGAUAACGUAUACCAUGAAGACGAACAAGCCACAACUUAUGUUAUAAAAAAUACGCAAUCAAAAACCAAAGAAGUUGCAACAACUAAAUCAGGAGUAUCAGUAUUAAUUUCAGUUUUAAACAAUUUCACAGAUAAAGAGGAGAAAGCAACUUCAAAUGAUUUAAUCCCAUCACCUGUUAAUAUUGAAGUUGUGCCAUUUGAUAAAGACUCGCCAGUGAUUUGCGACACAACUUGUGAUUUACAACAUUCGCAAUCAAAAACCAAAGAAGUUGCAACUACUAAAUCAGGAGUAUCAGCAUUAAUAUCAGUUUUAAACAAUUUGACAGAUAAAGAGGAGAAAGCAACUUCAAAUGAUUUAAUCCCAUCACCUGUUAACAUUGAAGUUGUGCCAUUUGAUAAAGACUCGCCAGUGGUUGUUGGAGAUAACGUAUACCAUGUAGACGAACAAGCCACAACUUAUGAUAUAAAACAAAAAAAGGAACCAUCAAUAACCAGUUUCUCUGGAGCUAGACAAGCUGUCAAAAGUGUUUACGAUCCAGAUUCUGUUGUUAAUAGAUUACUAUUUCGUGAAGAGACUAUACCAGAAUUUUCAAAUUCUGAAAUAUAUCGAGAAAUGACUUCAUCACAGCGAGUAGUUCACUUACAAGCUAUGAUUAAAAAGUUGAAAUCUGUGCAUAAAAAAUAUAAGAAGGAUUUAGCUAAAAUUCGUAAAAGAGGUCAAAGAAUUCAAGAGCGAAAAAGAAAAAAGGCAGAAGCUACUACUACGAUUUAA